Exophiala viscosa is the source of this 1266-nucleotide messenger RNA. RefSeq names its product PAP2 domain protein. Lineage: Eukaryota; Fungi; Ascomycota; Eurotiomycetes; Chaetothyriales; Herpotrichiellaceae. Gene Ontology annotation, molecular function: phosphatidate phosphatase activity. The transcript is spliced from 3 exons. Gene Ontology annotation, biological process: phospholipid metabolic process. Bases 1 to 1266 code for a protein of 421 amino acids. The record is from RefSeq and is a predicted model, not a curated record.
AUGGACUGGCUAAGAGGUCGCCUGAAUACACCCUCGGAACACCGUCUCCCUGUUCGAGCAGUCGUAUCGUACAUCAUCGACUAUUUGAUAAUCAUAAUUCUAGCCGUCAUCUAUGGCUUUCUCGACAAGCUCGUCACGCCUUUCGCCCAGCACUUCUCUCUGAACAACAUCUACAUUCAGUAUCCCUACGCCAUUCACGAAAGAGUACCCAUACAGCUCGCCCUCAUCAUUUCGGGCCUCUUCCCAGCUGUGGUCAUUGCCGUCUACAGCCUCUUCAUCGACGGCCUCUUUUCUCAUUACCGUGGCACCACCCGCAAGCGGUCCAGAUACAGCUUCAGCGAUCGACUAUGGGAGCUCCACUGUGGCUGGCUAGGCCUCCUCCUGGCCCAAGGAGCCGCCUUCGUCAUCACUGGCACUCUCAAGAAUCUCUGUGGCAGGCCCCGUCCUGACCUCAUUGACCGAUGCCAACCAGGACCUGGUUCGGCUGACGGUGUGCCAUAUGGUCUUGUCACUAAGGCGAUAUGCACGCAGACAGAUGCUGCAAUUAUGCAGGAUGGGUUCCGAUCCUUUCCCUCCGGCCACUCUUCAUCAUCAUUUGCGGGGCUGUUUUACCUAUCGCUAUAUCUGGCAGCCAAACUACACGUUCUCGACCAAAAGGGCGAGGUUUGGCGCACCUGCAUCGUCCUCGUCCCUACCUUGGCCGCCUCGUGCAUUGCGAUGUCACGUAUUAUGGACGCCCGCCACCAUCCAUUUGAUGUCCUCUUCGGUUCAGCUCUCGGCAUCCUAUGCGCGUGGGGAUCUUACCGCCAGUACUUCCCACCCGUCAGUCAUGUGUGGGAGAAAGGACGGGCAUACCCGAUGAGGAUCUGGGGCACGCCUGUCAGACGACCCGUGCCUGGCAAAGUCCUGAUUGACAGUGACACACUUGAGGUUCUGCAUGAUAGAGUUCCCGCAGAUAUCAACCAAACAUCUAGCUAUGAAAUGACAGGCAGAAAUCUGCAGACUCGCGCGCCCAGGCAGGACUUUCAGUCACACUCUAUCACGCCGUCACUUGACAUGGAUGUGGAAGCAGGCUAUCAACUGGGUCAACAACCACCUGGCCCUCUCCAGCAUACUGACAAUGCAUUCCGACAGCAGAUGGAGCAGAAUCGCCGUACUAGAGCAGGAUAUGCAGGCUCCAGUCCCGAACCUGAAGCCGGCGGAACUGACGAUGAAGAUGAAUUCGCGUCGAGGAAGCCACUGCAGCCGUCUGGUUUGGGUGGUUGA